Messenger RNA from Caenorhabditis remanei, 981 nucleotides. RefSeq lists its product as uncharacterized. The record is from RefSeq and is a predicted model, not a curated record. The transcript has 9 exons. The coding region runs from base 1 to 981 and encodes 326 amino acids. NCBI's taxonomy places the organism in Eukaryota, Metazoa, Nematoda, Chromadorea, Rhabditida, Rhabditidae.
AUGUCCUCUUUUUUGGACAAAUUGAUCAAGGAGAACUCCAAGAAAAAAGAAGCAGCUUUCCAUACCCCGAUUGCUCGAUUAACUCCUAAGAGACCAGCAAAGAAUGUCACUUUCCGAAAGGCUCCAUGCGAAACUAUGGUUACAGAACACGGAGAAACCAUAAAAGAAGAAAUUGCCACAGAUGAACUCCACCUUAACCAGAGUGGAUUCGAUUCAGAAGAAGACUUAUUUGGCACUCAACUGUUCGAUAAUAAUCAGCAAAUCGAGAAAUCAAUGAAACCGAAAGCUAUAUGUCCUUUUGAGAUUGGCGAGAAACUGAUGCAUUUUCCAAUGGAGCAACUUCCGACUUACCGUAGACAAUUAUAUAAUUCCAUGUUCCCCCGUCUUUCAUUCAACUAUGAUACAGUCAACUAUAUCGCCAAUAACGGGGAUUUCAGUGAUUGCAAAACAUUGGCUUUGGGAAUGAAAGGACUGAUGGAAAUGAUGGAAUUACAACAUCAAAAGUUCACUCCCAAAAAGCCUUCAGAGUCUACAGCCGAAAUCCUCGCUACUCUCGACCCGUCUUCGUUCUUGACUCAAGAACAUGUGGAAGUGGAGUCUCUCAAUGGCACAGAAUUUAUUUCAUCGAACCGAGCAUUUGCUUCGGUUACCGCCCAAUCCGGCACUCUGCGUUCUGUCGUACAAUGUCUUGCCAACGCAUGGAUUUCAGAGAUCAUGUCGUUGGAGGACAGAGUAUUGUAUUCAACGAGUGAAAAGCCAAAGCCUCCCCAACUUUCACUGCCCACUCGUUUCUUGAACCUUCCUAUCCCACUUAUUGUCAAUUGCGUUAAUUUGAACUGCACUAAGGACAGCACCGUUCAGUUAAACAUUUCCUUGUUCUUCAAACUUCAUAUCACCAAUCUCUUUAAUCAAGCACGAAGUGACGCUAAAACCGGCAGAAGAAAGCGCAAACAUAUUUCUUCUGGGACACCUGAAGAAUGA